This is a messenger RNA of Bemisia tabaci, 8846 nucleotides long. RefSeq names its product tetratricopeptide repeat protein 28. NCBI's taxonomy places the organism in Eukaryota, Metazoa, Arthropoda, Insecta, Hemiptera, Aleyrodidae. Gene Ontology annotation, molecular function: protein binding. The record is from RefSeq and is a predicted model, not a curated record.
ACCGCCGCGCCGCGCCGUGCUGUGGGUGCUAGUUUAAAUCGGUCGAAUCCUCUUGCGAUCCUUCGCGUAUCCUCCUUGUGCUGGUGCUUGUGUUGUGAUACCAGGGGCGCCCCCCGCUAAUCGCAUUCCUUUAUUUUCGUCUUCUCUUAUCGCCCGUCCUUCAAUCAAAAUAAUUACCUCUCCGCUGAAUUAUCGCCGUAUUUACGCGUGCAAGUGUAUCGCUAUUCCCUCGAUUCUUUCAAAAGUUUGCGUGCAAGUUCGGUGUGUUUUACCCUCAAUGGCUUGUGGAAUUCCAGCCCGUUUUCCUCAUCAUUCCGAUGUGAAGUUUCUUCUGCAACCUCAUCAGUAAUUCUCAAAUUUAUCUGAGCUUUUCGUGCUAGUUUUGUCUCGAUAUUGCUGUGAUGCCCAAGCUUUUUUUCUCGAUCGGUCGUCGAAUUUCGUGGCCAGAAGCAACAGGUUUUCUCUCGUAACUCCGCGGUGUGGUUAACCCAUUUCCUCCGUGUAACGCAUUCCUCUAGUGUUUCUACAUUCCCAACGACCUCGUCAAGUGGCUGUGUGUCUAUCUCUUGUGUUUUGAAAUAUCUAAGCUGCCUUUAAAGCUCAAAAGUAGUCUAUUUCAAUCCUCUUUUCGCGGAGAGUGACGGGAUAUCAACAGGUGAUUCGAACGCAAGUGCAUGAAAGUAACCUGAAAAAGUAACCUCAAAUCCUGUGUUUAUUCUUUGGAUGGUCAUUUAAUUUUUAAUUUUACCAUAAUCAAUUCUUUAUCAUGCGAUCUGCAUUCAAAGAUUACUCUUUAUUUUUCUACGUGUCAGUUUCUCAUAUUUAUUCAUCUGCUCAGGAUCAUAUCUUGAGAUCAGUUGUGCGCUAAGCUGGAAGUUUUUGCUCCUCACCUUCAACAGCCCCACCAUGAUUUGCCCUCCUUGAUUUCGUGGGAUGAAUUGAGAUGAAAGUUUGGUAGUCCAAUUAGUCAUGUUGACUGAUACGACAUCAUGUCUCAACGUGAUUUUUCUGAGGUGGAACUGGAAGGCACGUCUGAACUGCCUGCCGACAGUAAAGCCUUGUUUGUAGAAAAAGUGAAAGAAAGUAACGCAGCUUGCCAAAAUGGAGACUUCGCAACAGCAGUCUCCUUGUAUAGGGAUGCCAUCCAACUGGAUCCCACCAACCACAUCCUCUACUCCAAUAGGUCUGCAGCCCUCAUCAAGAUGGGCCAGUUUGCCCAGGCCCUUCAAGAUGCCACCCGCGCCAGGGAUCUCAAUCCCGAGUGGCCUAAGGCUUAUUAUAGACAAGGGGUAGCAUUGCAAUGUCUAGGCCGCCAUGGAGAUGCACUGGCGGCCUUCAGCUCAGGUCUGGCUGUGGACCCAAAAUCAAACCAGCUCCUGUCCGGUCUGGUGGAAGCUUCCUUAAAAUCGCCUUUAAGAAGCACUUUGGAACCAACAUUUGCUCAACUAGAGGCAAUGAAUUUGAGCAAAUCAGCAUUCGUACUCAUAUCAGUAGUUGGCCAAGAGCUAUUAGGUGCUGGUCAUUAUCAGACUGCUGUCAUUGUUCUGGAAGCUGCUCUCAGGAUCGGAACUUGCAGUCUCAAACUACGAGGCUCAGUUUUCUCAGCAUUAUCCUCUGCCUACUGGGCGUUAAACUCUUUAGACAAAGCAAUCAAUUAUAUGCAGCAAGAUUUAGCUGUUGCAAAGUCACUCGGUGAUAUUGCUGGUGAAUGUCGAGCUCACGGAAAUUUAGGUUCUGCGUACUUUAGCAAAGGUAGUUUCAAAGAAGCGCUCACUUCCCAUCGAUAUCAAUUAGUUUUGGCUAUGAAGUGUAAAGAUACACAAGCGGCAGCCUCUGCAUUGACAAGUUUAGGUCAUGUUUAUACAGCUAUAGGUGAUUACCCAAAUGCAUUAGCCUCGCACAAGCAAUGUGUUCAACUUGUCAAACAGAUGGGAGAUAAGUUACAAGAGGCUCGAGAAAUCGGGAAUGUCGGUGCUGUAUAUCUAGCAAUGGGCGAGUUUGCCAGUGCAGUUGAUUGUCACACCCAACAUUUGAGACUAGCUCGAAGAUUAGGAAAUCAAGUUGAAGAGGCUCGAGCGUAUAGUAAUCUUGGAUCCUCUCAUCAUUAUAGGAGAAAUUUUUCACAGGCUAUGGUAUUCCAUGAAAAUGUCCUGAGAAUUGCCCAAGAAUUAGGAGACAGAGCGGUAGAAGCAAGAGCCUAUGCAGGAUUGGGUCAUGCGGCACGAUGUGCUGGAGAUUACAAUCAGGCAAAACGAUGGCAUGAGCGACAGUUGGAUAUGGCAUUAAGCAGUAGGGACCGUAUCGGAGAAGGCAGGGCUUGCUCUAACCUUGGUAUUGUGUAUCAAUUGUUGGGGCAGCAUGAUGCAGCUCUAAAACUGCAUCAAGCUCAUUUGAGCAUAGCUCGUUCACUUCAAGACACAGCCGGAAUGGGACGUGCGUUUGGCAAUAUUGGGAACGCAUACAGUGCAAUGGGGUUUUAUGAACAGGCUAUUAAGUACCACAAGCAGGAGUUAACAAUAUCCAAAGAAGUUAAAGAUCGAAGCUCAGAGGCAUCAACUCAUGGGAACUUGGCUGUGGCUUAUCAAGCGUUGGGUGCACAUGAAAUGGCGCUAUUGCAUUACCGCGCCCAUUUAAAUAUCGCAAGGGAGUUAAAAGACACAGCCGGUGAAGCCUGCGCCCUUCUCAAUCUUGGCAACUGUCUGAGUUCUCGCUCGGAAUUUGCCCAAGCAAUACCAUACUAUGAAAAUUAUCUGAUGCUCUCACAGGAGCUGCACGAUGUGGAAGGAGAAGCAAAAGCUUGUCAUUUUUUAGGUUACGCCCAUUAUUGUCUGGGAAAUUACCGUGAAGCUGUUCGUUAUUACGAUCAAGACCUCGCUUUGGCCAAAGAUUUACAAGACAAAAUGAAUAUGGGUCGUGCUUAUUGUAACCUGGGUCUCGCUCAUCUUGCUUUGGAUCAUCUAGAGACAGCACUUGAGUGUCAAAAAUACUUCUUGGCCAUAGCACAUAUGACGAAACAUCUUCCUGGUAAAUUUCGAGCUCUCGGAAACAUCGGUGACGUGUUGAUGAAAAUGCGUGAUGUGGAGGAAGCUGUCAAAAUGUAUCAAAGACAGCUCACUUUUGCACGCCAAGGUCGAGACCGUUCGCUUGAAGCUGCAGCGUACGGAUCCCUUGGUCUAGCCAAUCGCCUCCUGCGACAUUUAGAUAAAGCUUUAGGAUACCAUACUCAGGAAUUAACUGUCAGGCAAGAAAUGGGUGAUGUUAAGGGUGAGUGCCGUGCGCAUGGACAUUUGGGAGCUGUCCAUAUGUCUCUCGGCAACUAUACAAACGCCAUCAAAUGUUAUCAAGAACAAUUAGACCGUGCAAAAGAACUGCGCGAAAGCGCCAUUGAAGCACAAGCUUUUGGAAAUCUAGGUAUUGCACGACUAAAUAUGGGACAUUAUGAGGAUGCUAUUGGCUACUUUGAACAGCAGUUAGCCACUCUGGAGCAGCUUUCAACACCAACAGCAUUAAUGGACAAAGGUCGAGCAUUUGGUAAUCUUGGGGAUUGCUACGAUGCCCUUGGAGAUUUAGAAGAAGCCGUUAAAUGUCAUGAACAACAUUUAGCUAUUGGUUUGAAAUUGAAGAGUUCCAGAGACUUGGAACGAGCUUAUCGUGGCCUUGGGCAUUCACACAAACGUUUAGGGAACCUUCAACAAGCUCUGGUUUGCUUCGAGAAGCGACUGGUUGUAGCCCAUGAGUUGAACAAUCCUGAGGCCAAGGCCUCUGCUUACGGUGAAUUAGGACAUAUUCACACUACCCUUGGAAAUUAUGAACAGGCCAUCUCCUGUUUAGAGCAUCAACUGAGUAUAGCAAGAGAACUGAAGGAUCAAAUCGGAGAAUCGGAUGCGGCUUGUGGCCUAGGACAGGUUUAUCAGCAAAUGGGCGAAUAUCGCACUGCAUUGCGGUACCACACAGCUGAUUUAGAAACGGUUGAACAGUUAGGUUUAACUGCUCUUCAGGCUCGUGCGCUCGGAAACCUGGGGUCUGUUCAUGAGUCUCUCGGGAACCUGGAUGAUGCCAUUAGAUUCCAGGAGCAGCAUCUGUCCGUAGCAGCUCAGACUAAUGAUAAAUUAGCCAAAACUCUUGCCUACUCUAGUUUAGGACGAAUUCACCAUACUCUGGGUAACACUAGUCAAGCGAUUGCAUAUCUUCAGCAAGGAUUGCAGAUGGCAGAAAUGCUGGGUCGGCGCGAAGAGGAAGCCAGAAUCCACCAUCGCCUUGGCCUUGCUCUUUGGGGAGCCGGGCAACUUGAAGCAGCCCAAACACAGCUCGAACAAGCGGCAACAUUGCUGGAACUCAUCAGGAGGGAAACCAGAGGCUCAGCCCACUACAAACUCUCUCUCUUUGAUCUGCAAACAGCCUCGUAUCAAGCCUUACAACGAGUUUUAGUAGGAUUAAACCGGGCAAAUGAGGCUCUUCUAGUUGCUGAACGCGGUCGAACCCGAGCUUUUGUGGAUCUUCUGUUAGAGCGUCAAGGCUCAAAUCAAGGUCUACGUUUAUCGGACUCAACACCUACCACUUUGGAUCAACUUGUAGAAAUAGUCAACAGGCAGCGAGCAUCAGUUUUAUACUACAGUCUAGCUGCUGGAUAUCUGUAUUCAUGGUUAAUUGUACCAGGGAAAGGAGUGGUGCAUUGGCAUGAAGUAGCCGUGAAUGAAACAGACGUGGAGAAGGAAGUAGUGAGUGAAGAAUCACUUACAACUGGUGCGUCUCUUUUGGAACAUUAUGUACAAAGUGUAAGAGAGAGCUUUGGAACACAGUCAACGUGCGAAGUAGAUGUUGAAAAUAACGACCUGUGGGAUGUAGGAGAGAGGAACGCUUUCUGGAGAAAUAGGAAUCAUUUGCUAAAUUCAUCAAACUACAGUCUUAGCAGCCUCUUCAGUGUUGGAAGUGUAGCCAGUGGGUCAGCCAGUCGUCACGGAAGUGUUCGUUCAAGGCGGGUGAACCAUCAAACUUGGCAAGGCCCAUCAUGUAUAAAUGCUCUCUACCAGCUUUUAAUCGCUCCAUUUGAUAGCUAUCUGAAUGCAAAUCUUAAUUCAGAUAAAUCGUACAAAGAAUUGCUCCUGGUUUUGGAGGCAGAUCUGUACUUAGUUCCGUUCCCAGUUUUGCGACCCGCUCCUGUGAAUGGAGACUCUCCAACUGAAUUUCUGAGUGAAAGAUUUAGUCUUUUGGUCGUUCCAUCCCUAACUUCUUUGAAGACUAGUCUGAAAACAAAUCGAGGAAACGGAAGCGAAGGAGGAAUGCGUGCUUUAGUGGUUGCCAAUCCUCGCCUGCCUCCAAGCAUCAUUGAUGAAUUUGGCUACCCAGAAAUAACAGAAUCAGAGCAAGAAGCAAGUAUGGUCGCUGACAUGUUACAAACAGAACCGCUCCUUCGAGUGCAGGCUAGUAAGGAGUCAGUUCUAAGGCAAAUUGGCGAAGCCGAGUGUGUUCAUCUUUCGACUUAUAUUUCCUGGAAACUCUCGGCAAUUGUCCUAUCUCCAGGGGAAAUAAUUGAUUCUCAACAAUCUAAGUCAAGGAUUGGUUCAUUCUAUGCUGAGCAAGCUCAAGAUGAAGAAGUCUCUGAAGUUUCCUCUACGCUAGAAGUUCCUGCCCUCUCGGAGUGCUUAUUAACCGCCAGUGAACUUCUAAGUUUGAAACUAAGUGCAAGAUUAGUUGUUAUAAACAGUAAAGAUGGGUGGGCUACUGCAGAUGGUGUGAUAGCGCUGUCGCGUGCUCUGCUUGCUGCCGGUGUCCAGUGCGUGCUUGUAUCUUUGUGGCCAAUCCCAGAAACAGCAGCCAAAAUUCUUCUGAAAGCUUUCUACUCAGCUUUGCUGCAGGGCUCUCGUGUCAGCAGAGGUCUUUGCGAAGCAAUGCAGACAGUUCAACAUACUAAACACUUUGCAGAUCCCUCAAAUUGGGCUGGUUUUGUCUUGAUUGGAUCUGACGUGAGAUUAUCGAACAAAGUUGCUUUAAUGGGCCAAGCCCUGUGUGAACUCCUGAAAACACCAGAAAAAUGCAGAGAUGCAUUGAGGGUCACAUUGCACUUGGUGGAAAAGUCUCUGCAGAGGAUUCACAGAGGGCAAAAGAACGCCAUGUACACGACUCAGAAAAGCAUCGAAAAUAAGGUUGGUCAUGUUAAUGGAUGGAAAGAGUUAUUACAGUCGGUAGGUUUUCGGUUUGAGCCUGCUGCCAAUGGAAUCCCAUCCUCAGUAUUUUUCCCUCAAAGUGACCCUGACCAGAGACUAACACAGUGCAGCGCUAGUCUUCAAGCUCUAUUAGGUUUAACUAGUACAACACUCGGAGCCCUGUCAAAACUCCUCUCUACAACAGAUGCUGCUGAUGACAUCAUUACUGUGAUUCGUCUUGUCGUUGCUAAAUUCAGUUUAGCCACCUCUGAUACUGAGCAAAUUGAAAUUCCGGUCAGCGUCAAGCUCUGGCAUGUCCCUGGCUGCCAUGAACUCUUGGCAUCUUUAGGUUUUGAUUUGAUUGGAGUCGGAGCUGAUGAAGUAUCUCUCAGAACUGGAAAGCAAGCAAACAAGAGGAGUAUUCAGUUCGUACUACAAGCCCUUCUUGCACUCUUCGAUACACAAGAGGCACCAAAAAGUUUAUCAUUAGAGUCUUCAAGCUCGCUGGAAAGCCUUGCAUCACUUGAAGAAAAUGAUCCACCUCCAAGGCCCCUGCCAUUACCACAACCAAGAAGCGGAGGUGCUUUUGCAAGUUAUGUGCGGCGUAGAGGAGAACCCGACGGAAGGACUGCCUGCAGCACUGAAACAAAUCCUGCUAACAAGAUUGUAAAUCGAUCAGAAAGUGAUGCUGCAUUCACUCCAUCACCUCCUGUUGGACUCACGCUAGCACAUCAAAGCCGAAUCAGGUCACUUUACUCAUCAGUUAGUCAUUCUUCACCGCCAACACGGCCAGAUUCCUCAUCUUCUGCAAGCUCUGCUACCGACUGGGAAGGAAAUGGGCAUGCAACAGUCCUGCGAAGAGGAGUGGCUAUGUCACAUCCUUUGCCACCACUUCCACCUCCUCGUAAGGCACCACCACCACCUGUCAACUUGGUUGACACCUCUGCUCUCGAUAUGGACAGGCUUAGCGUAAGGACAGGCUGGAACAACACAACAAGUCGUAAAUUACUUCUUCCUAGCGAUGAACCGGCAGAUAUUUUCGGAGAAGGUGAAGUCUCUUUGUACCUUGACGAAAAUGAUACAAGUGUCAUUCAAGACACUUUAAUCGAUCCUUGCCGUCAAAACUCUUUGACGGAGGCAAAUGUAACAAAAAAUGGCAUUCAAGACCAAAUCCUAGCAACGCAGCUGCGCCGACUCAACAGAGAGCUAACUCCAACAAUAUCCGAAGUCUAUCACGAACGAAAUAUUGGCCUUGGUCUAGCUCCACCACUAUCAAAAUUGCUGCUCCCAUCUCCUGCAGAGGAGGGCAAAGAUGAUAAAGGCAUAAACAGCAAGCCAUGGUUAUCUUCAGCAGCCCUGCAGCGGCUCCAGCACACAUCAGUAAAUGACAAUCAAUCAGAUUCUUCCUGUAGCGAGUUAAGCAGACGUGAUGAAGGGGACGGCCGCUCAAUCGCUGACUCACAUUGUAGUACGAGUAGUUUCAACAAAAACAAAACUCCUCGUGUGAUUAACUUUAUCGAAGAUAUUGUUGAGAAUCCUCCACCAGUUCCUCUCGUCAGGAAACAGCCGCCACCUCCAGUGCCCAGCAAUCCCAAUACUUGCUCAUGAUCUGUUUUCAAAUUUUCUUUGUUGACUAGUGUUUAUUUUUGAUGUGUAAUGACUGGACAUUGACAUCAUGUAUUAGUCUUUGGGGAAAGAUUGUUUUAAUCAGUGCUGUCCCAUGGAAGGCUCGUUUCACCUUGCUUUCAGGGGAGCUAUUGUUAUUAUUAUCAUCAUAAUAAGUUGAAUCAAGGAUGUCAUUGAGUGCUUUUAUUAUCAACUCCUUUGAAUUAUCUGCCCUGCAUAAUUCUGGAACUCAUUGUAAAUUUCAAAUUGCGAUCAGAUCAUAAUUUUCUCCAGAAAUUCAAGUCUUCAAUUUUCGAGCGAAUUUUUCACUCUAAUAAGUACUUCCACAGUGCAAAAAAUUCUCUGUGGAAGUUUGAUUUUUGAAGUUCCAAUGGUGCCAACAACUCUCCCUUUCUCUGUUAAUUGGAAUGGGAACACAAAAGAUUCUGUGUCAGAAAUUUGCUGUGCUAUAUUUCUGCGCUUGAACAAGUAGGAAAAUUAGAAAUCCAAGAUAAGUAACACGUCCACUUGCUUUGAUGUAGGAAACUUUUGGCUACAAUUCCCUUCCAUGAGAUAAUCUUCCGCUGACUCCUUAGUGGUGUUUUUCUUGUAUUGAAAUUGCAUUCCUGUAGCUGUUCAAUCACAUUUUGCAUGUGAUCUGUGCCAAAAAGAAUUCGGCGGUAUAUACAUCACAACAUGGAAAUUUGUUUUUAUUUUUUUGUCUUAUUAAUUUUAAUAUUAAUUUUGCUCAUGAUGGAUUCAUGAUUUCCAAAAUGUAAUGGAGUAAAUAAUUUUCCAAUAACAGUGUGUAUCAUGGUGUACAUACUAUUUAAUUUUCUUUGCGGUAAAGUGUCAAGAACAAUAUCAAAUUGAAAUUGAAAUUUUUGUCUACAUGUGAAGACUUUUCUGUAGUUUUCAUUCAAAGUUAGCAAACUGAUUUUGGGAAGAACAUCUUCCUCCUGAUGUAAUGUUAAACUUUUUGGUCUUGCAAUUGUGUGUCGGAUGCAAGAGUCUAGAGUUGUUUUUUCUUAAAAAAUUGUUUUCUGUUUAAGUGACCGUUGCCUUCAGUAUGUUUUGAAUUGUAAAACUGUUAAAACA